AACUUUUUCACAAUAACCUGAGCUCUCUCCAAGUUUCAGUAACGAAAAUGGUCGUCUUCGACGGUCACGAGCACUUGACCGAAGAGGAAAGGAGGUUAAAGGAAGAUCGCGAGCGCACAAAGCAUUGGAAGAAAUGGGGCCCCUACGUUGCGGAGAGGCAAUGGGCGACAACUCGGGAAGAUUACUCGACUGAUGGCAAGCCCUGGACUUAUUUUAGCCAUGAGCAUGCUCGCAAACGAGCCUACCGAUGGGGAGAAGACGGCAUCGCAGGUGUCUGCGAUUCAAAAGGCCACCUUAACAUCACAUUCAGUUUCUGGAACGGGAAAGACAACAUCCUCAAGGAACGUCUUUUCGGAACAUCGAGUGAAGAAGGAAAUCAUGGCGAGUCAGUCAAGGAAUCUCACUUCCAUCUGGACAAUGUUCCUACCCAUUCGUACAUGAAGUAUCUCUACAAGUACCCGCAGGCAGCGUUUCCAUACCAGAAACUUCAGGAGGAUUGCAAAAAGCCAAAGGAAGCACAGGAGUAUUCCUUGUUCGAUACCGGCGUAUUCGAGAACAACGCUUACUGGGACAUUUUUAUCGAGUUCGCCAAAAGUGCCGACGAUCCAGACGAGCUCCAUUUCCGUGUCACCGCUUGGAACCGCAGCAGUGAGCACGCACCGCUUCAUAUCAUUCCCCAAGCGUGGUUCCGCAAUACGUGGGCGUGGAGACAAGAAACCCUUUCCACGGGUGAAAAGCCGGCCAUCGAAAAGAGCGGCGACAACACUGCCCGUGUCCGUCACAGAUCACUCGGCGAGCGAUACUUGACUCUAUCUCCAUCCCCAGGUGUGGGGUCUAGUGGAGAGGACGUGCUACCGCAAAUGUUGUUUACGGAGAAUGAGACGAAUCUUGAUGCACUCGGGCUCGGAACUAACAAAGGGCCGUAUGUGAAAGACGCCUUUCACAGGCGUAUUGUCAACAACGAUCUCAAAGCUGUUAACCCGGGUCAAACGGGAACUAAAUUUGCCGCUUGGUAUACCUUUGACGAAGACGGGGGCGUCCCCCCCGGAGAAUGCGCGGUUGUCCGGUUCAAACUAAUGCGCCAGAAUGAAGAAUACUUAGACGAGGAAUUGUUAGAUGACGUUGUAGAGCAACGGCAGGCUGAGGCUGACGAGUUUUACUACCGUAUUAGCCCGCUACCGAUGGCGGAGGAUCUUCGUAACAUCCAGCGUCAAGCUUUCGCCGGCCUCCUUUGGUGCAAGCAAUACUACAACUUCAACUGGGAGCAGUGGCUGAAAGGAGAUCCAACAUCGCCAAGCUUCGUUCGGAAGGACAUGCGAAACAAGCAGGGGAAGCACAUUCACUGGGACCAUGUCUUGUCAGUGAGGGACUCUUGGGAAUACCCCUUCACCAACCCCUGGGACUCGGCAUUUGACUGUGUUGUUAUGGCGAUGAUGGAUCCAGAUUUUGCAAAAUACCAGCUAGAUCUACUGACGAGGGAAAACUACAUGCAGCCGAGCGGGCAAAUUCCUUCCAACGACCACAACUUUGACGAGGUAGACCCGCCCGUACUCGCAUGGGCUGUGUUCCGCAUCUUCAAAAUCGAGCGGAAGAUGUACGGCCGCCAGGACUUAGACUUCCUCGAGAGCUUGUUCCAGAAGCUAAUGCUUAACUUCACCUGGUGGGUAAACAGGAAGGACACUGAAGGGAAGAAUAUCUUUGAGGGCGGCUACCUUGGACUGGAUAACAUCGGUCCAUUCAAUCGAUCCGCUCCUUUACCAACCGGCGGAGUUGGCGUCUUGGAGCAAGCAGACAGCACAGCCUGGAUGGCCUUCUACUGUCUGACGAUGCUAAAUAUUGCUCUGGAGCUCGCCAAGCACCGUCGGGUGUAUGAGCGACUUGCCGCCAAAUUCUUUGAGCACUUCAUCCUCAUCAGCGAUGCCAUGAGAAAUCUCUGGAACGACGAGGACGGGUUCUACUACGAUGCAAUCUCCUGGGGCGGUCGCUGGAAUCGCCAGCUGCGUGUCAGGUCCUUGGUCGGCAUCAUACCUCUUUUCGCGACGUUGACGAUGGAGCCCGAGAUGCUGAACCAAUUCCCCUGGUUCAAGAAACGAGUAGAUUGGUUCAUAGAAAACCGUCUUGAUCUCGCCGAGCGAAACAUUGCCAGCAUGAAGAAGCGCGGAAAAGGAAACCGGCUUCUUUGCGCACUGGUUAGCCGUGAGCGCCUGGAACGCAUUCUCAAGAGGCUUCUGGAUGAAGACGAGUUCUUCUCGGAGUAUGGGAUUCGCUCACUUUCUAAACAUCACAGUGCGCAUCCGUACUGCGUGACCUCCCAUGGGAAGCAGUUCGAAGUCGCCUACCAACCCGGCGAGUCCGAUGGCAACACCAACUGGCGGGGCCCGAUUUGGAUGACGGUCAACUUUCUGCUUAUCGAAUCCUUGCAGCGUUUCUACUUAUUUUACAGUGACCAGUUCCAGGUUGAAUGUCCGACCGGAUCGGGAGAUCAUAUGCACUUAGGUCAUGUCGCCGAAGAGCUGCAACAUCGACUGCAGCAUCUGUUCGCGAGAACAGACGAGGGUAGACGCACAAUCAACGCUGGAAACGAUAUGCUGGACUUUGAUGAACACUGGAAGGACCAGGUCGUCUUUCACGAGCACUUCGAUGGCGAUACGGGCCGUGGACUAGGAGCUAGCCAUCAUUGUGGGUCGUCGAGCCUGAUUGCCAAGAUGAUCCACGACACAGGAGUAACGUGCCGGCUCCCCCAUACUCCACGAACCCCAAGUGUAGGACUCGCGCUCUAUUUCGACGACAUAUUCGCGAGAUCUGGGUCGUCCUCGCGGAGCAUUACCGCUCGGGCCCUCGGGGACGAGGAGAAACCCGACGGUGGGGACGGGCAAGAAACCGACGCAGAAAGGGCUGAAGCUGACGCUCACAUUAUCAAAUUCGUUUCUGAGAAACUCGAGAAAGUCAAGAUCGGUGACCCUUCGGAGGACCUCGAGGAUGAGAUUGAGACUUAGGGCGGUGAAUUCUUUUCUAUGGGGGUUACAUUCAGCUGAUACCUGGUGAAUUCUUGUCUAUUUUCUACAUCUUUAAAUACGCCCGGUUGUGUCUCAUUGGCAUCGUAAUUCUUCCCUUGGGCCAUAGCUACUUCUUCUGCUGUAACCACCUCGCGGAGUAUUUGUUUAAAG
Ilyonectria robusta is the source of this 3167-nucleotide messenger RNA. RefSeq names its product Six-hairpin glycosidase-like protein. Gene Ontology annotation, molecular function: Glc3Man9GlcNAc2 oligosaccharide glucosidase activity. The coding region runs from base 48 to 2996 and encodes 982 amino acids. The record is from RefSeq and is a predicted model, not a curated record. Gene Ontology annotation, biological process: protein N-linked glycosylation; oligosaccharide metabolic process. The transcript is spliced from 7 exons. Gene Ontology annotation, cellular component: endoplasmic reticulum membrane. Lineage: Eukaryota; Fungi; Ascomycota; Sordariomycetes; Hypocreales; Nectriaceae.